Molecule: messenger RNA, 402 nt
Organism: Effrenium voratum
Lineage: Eukaryota; Dinophyceae; Suessiales; Symbiodiniaceae
Source: the annotation of a GenBank genome assembly
AUGCCGGUGAGCACGUCCAUCAUCGCCUUGCUGGUGGUGGAGACCAUCAAUGCCACCACAUCGAUGGCGCUGAUGCCCGUUCUGCCCUUCUACGUCAUGCAGAUGGGUGCGAACGCUUUUGACAUCGCUUUGCAGGGGACGGUGUUUAACCUGGCGCAGAUGGUGUUCGCUCCGGUGGUGGGCGCCCUCUCCGACCGCAUCGGCCGCAAGAGGAUUUUGAUCGCCACGCUCCUCGGCUCAGCGGUUGCCAAUUUCCUGCAGGCCAAGGCUAGCAGCCUCUCUGAGAUCCUGAUGGUGCGAGCGGUGGGCGGCAUCGUGACGAGCGGAGGGCCCGUGGAGACGGCUUACCUCAUGGAGGAGACCUCCUCCGAAGACGAGCUCCGGGAGGUAAGGAAGCGAUGA